GCGUUUGAUAUCCGAUACCGACAUACGACAUAUUGCAAAACCGGCCUUGUUCUUUGGCGUUGCCGCGUUUUGUGUGCAGGAACUAACCCAGGCUUUCAGGCUUGAAUCGUUCGUGCGUACAGUGGUCGCGUCAUUCAUCGAAGUUUACUGAGGCAGGUGAACGGGGAACGAGACAAGUCUCUCGAGAACAAAGUUCGUGUAUCACGGCAAUUUACAAAUUCACACAGAAAUGUCUGAGUCAGAUCUCUUAGCUACUGAUCAUAUUGAUGGUCUGGAUGGUCUUGAAAAUGGUCAAGAUGGAGAUGCUAUUAUGCAAUGUGAUGGUGUAAAGCGUGAAAUAAAUGAAGCAAAUGUUGACGAUCCUGAGUUGGAGGCUAUAAAAGCAAGAGUUCGAGAAAUGGAGGAAGAAGCUGAGAAAUUAAAACAACUUCAAUCUGAGGUGGAUAAACAAAUGAACAUGGGUAGCCCACCUGGUAUCACAAGCCCUUUAAACAUGUCCUUGGAGGAUAAAAUGGAAGUUGAUAAUCGAUCUAUUUAUGUUGGCAAUGUUGAUUAUGGUGCUACUGCAGAAGAAUUAGAGCAACAUUUUCAUGGUUGUGGCAGUGUGAAUAGAGUAACAAUUCUCUGUAAUAAAUUCGAUGGUCAUCCUAAAGGUUUUGCUUAUAUUGAAUUUGCUGAACGCGACUCAGUACAAACAGCUAUGGCUAUGGAUGAAUCUAUGUUUAGAGGACGUCAAAUUAAAGUAAUGCCAAAAAGAACAAAUAAGCCUGGUUUCUCUAUGACAAACAGGGGUCCCAGAGGUGCCCGGGGUUAUCGAGGUAUGACUAGAGGAAUUAUUCGCGGUAGUGCAUAUUAUGGAUACAGACCUACAAGGCGGCCUAGGACUUACAGACGCGGAUAUUAUAUGCCAUAUUGACCAUUUUAAAGUACGACGACAUUCUACAAAUAUCAAG
Messenger RNA from Harpegnathos saltator (Jerdon's jumping ant), 953 nucleotides. RefSeq names its product poly(A) binding protein nuclear 1 (gene Pabp2). Gene Ontology annotation, cellular component: nucleus. Bases 230 to 916 code for a protein of 228 amino acids. Lineage: Eukaryota; Metazoa; Arthropoda; Insecta; Hymenoptera; Formicidae. The transcript has 7 exons. Gene Ontology annotation, molecular function: poly(A) binding. The record is from RefSeq and is a predicted model, not a curated record.